Molecule: messenger RNA, 2950 nt
Organism: Prorocentrum cordatum
Lineage: Eukaryota; Dinophyceae; Prorocentrales; Prorocentraceae
Source: the annotation of a GenBank genome assembly
AUGGUGCUCCCAGACUAUCUGAGCGACCUUCUCCAGUCGGGGGCGCGGGAGAUAGGCCGCGGCGCGGUGGCCGGCGUGGUUGCCAGCUGGACCGCGAGUGGCGGUCAGUCAGAGCCCUGCCCGCUCCCGCCGCCCUGUCCGCCCGGUCCUGCCUGCCCCAACCUGACCUGCCCGGAGGUGACGUGCCCGGAGGCGGUCUGCCCGGUGUGCCCGACGCUGAGCUGCCCGGAGGGGCCGCCGUGGGCGCUGCUCGUCGCGGCCGUCGUGUUCAACGUGGUGGUGGCGGCGGUCGGCGGCUUCUGUGCUGGAUCAGGCGCCCUGCCCUCCGGGGUGGCGGCGUCUUUGAGAGGGCUGAUGCCGGGCAGUAGGAUCCUGGUGCGCUACGUGGACGCCGGCGAGGACCUCCUGCACGAGCGCGUGUGCCUGUGGCCGGUGAGCUUCGAGGAGUGGAUCACGGAGUCCCCUGAUGGCGACCAGAUGCCUGAGUGUCUGUCAGGCCCUGACAUCGAGGAGUUCAUUGUGCUGGCGCCUGGUGGCGUUGUUCCUCGGCACGUGUCCUCGCCGAGGUACCGGUUCCGACGGGAGAUCGGCGCCCGGGAGCUCCGCGAGAAGGUGAUCGAGGCUCGGCACUUGGCGCGCCAGGCGCUCGCCGCUGGCGAGGUGCCGCUGCCCGCGCCGCUUCACACUCAGCAGUGGGACGGGCGCGUGCUGGCGCUGGAGGACUUCUGGCGGCUGGGAGGUGCUCCUGCCCGCCGCGGGCGGGGUAAGGCGCCGCCGAUUGUGCUGGAUGCGCCCGAGGACGAGGACGACGACAAGGGGGGCACCCAGACCCCUCCACCCCGAGAGGAGGGGGUCGCCGCCGAGGCGACCGCCACCGUGCAGGACGAGAAGGACUACCGCUGGGUCGUUGGCGAGCCGAACUCGUCGAUCCCUCUCGGCACCGAGUUCACCGUCGCGACGAUCCUUGCCGAGAAGGACGCCCGCAGGCUGGGGGAUCGGAUGCUGGUGAGCGUCGCCGCGACCCCUGCCGCGGGUCGGACCGCCGAGGACGCCGUGGUGCUCUACCGCCUCCACGUGGACGACGUGCCUGGCUUUGGGGCCAGGCGCUGGAAGGACAUUGCCGCGCUUAUGCCCCGCGACGGGCCUGCGGCACCUGAGCCUCCUCUGCCUGGCCCUGUGAGCGCGCCUCCUGAGCUGGACCUUGACGACGCCAGGACCCUGUCCGUGCAGUACGACGAGCAGGGCGAGAGGUUCCGCUCGUGGAAGGAGGCCGUCGCCAAGAUGCACGAGAGUUUCUAUGAGGACUGGCCCGUCGAGGGCCCGCGCACCAUGCUUUGGAUGGCGAAGAACAUUGAGAGGACUGGAGGCUCCCCGAUGCAGUGGUACCAUAAGUACCUCGUCGAGAACCGCAUCGCUGCUUCGGACCGCCUCGCGUACGAGCUCCAGGCGAUGUGCCGCCUGCUGGAGCACGCCGGGUGCUACGAUCAGCUCAACCUCGCGUCGCUGGCCGCGUUCGAGGUGCUGGCAAGGAGGAUGCAGCUGCUGCUGGACGCGGCCAGUCGUGGCCCUGGAGAGGGGCGCUUUGAGGACGAGGAACUGUGGUCAGGCCAUCAGCAGCGGACGGCGGGGAUCGCCCCGGCCCUCACCGCUCACGUGGCUACCCGUACCGAAGAGAAAGCCGAGAUCGAGAAGCAGCGCCAGAAGGCCCAGGAAGUGCGUGCAGCCACCGCCAACCCGAAGGCAAAGGCAGCCGCCAAGAAGGGGGCUGGAGGGGCAGCGCUUACGGGCGCAGUGUUUCAGCUCAGGCUCGCGUUCGGCGCCUACUUGAGCUUCACCUUCUUUUUCAAGAUGCAGCCUGAGGCCGAGGCCGUCCAGCACAUUAAGGGCGUGAUGGAGCGCUCUCAGGCUGUUGAUGCUGUUCCGCGUCCGCAUGAAGCCGCACGCGCGCUUCUGCGUUCCCGAGCCGGAUACGACUCGGAUGAGCACAUUGUGAGCGACUACCAUGAAGAGCUGUUGUCGGUACCCGCGUCGUGCAAGGACUGCCCUUAUGCGGUCGAUGUGGUGCCAGCUGAGGCUGCAUCAAUGCUGGUAGAUUUUGAAGAACGUAUGGUCAGGCCUGACAUCGAAUUUUGGGAGCUGGAGGACAACUCGGAGCCGGUCACCCCCUACAUGGACCGAAACUUGUCAGGGGAUCGACAGGCCUACAUCAAGUUUGUUCGUCGGCUGGAGUCAAUUGGUGUGUUGCGGUGGUGCACCGCUGUCAAGGAGCGCGCCACCGUUUUCUGCGUGAAGAAAAAGUCGGGGAUGCAGCGGCUAGUGGUCGACGCUCGCUGCAGCAACCGCCGCUUUCGCGACCCCCCCGGAGUGGAGCUGGCCACCGCCGAGUCGCUAGGGCUCAUCGAGGUCGACGACGACACGGAGGUGUUCAUCAGUACAGGCGACGUGCGGGACGCGUUCUACCGCUUCAAGAUCGAUGUGGAGCUCAGCCGCUACUUCGGGCUGCCGCCGCUGCGAGCGGAGGAGCUCCACCUCCACGAGGCUGAGGGGGAGUGGCUGUCACCAGACCGCUGGGUGCACCCCUGCUUCGCGGUGCUCCCCAUGGGGUUCAAGUGGUCACUCUACCUUGUGCAGGAGGCGGUCACCAAGCAGGUGGAGGAUGCCACGGGCGCAACCGCCGAUCGGCGCCUGCAGACGUUUGGCGGCUCGCGCCUGAUUACCUCAGGCGGGCAGCCUCUCCACUAUGUCUACGUGGACAACGUGGGCUUUCCCUGUGGUACGUUCGCCCCUAUUUUAAGGGUCACGAUUUGUGAUGGCGAUGGCGACAUCUAUUUUAAGGGUCACAAGUCUGGCGCAUGUUAAAACAACGACUUCUGACACGUUUUUCAUCGUUUAUGCGUUGUGGAACAUGAAAGUUGCGCAACGCACUAUAUGGCUCAUUUGUUGGUCACGC